Syngnathoides biaculeatus (alligator pipefish) is the source of this 4107-nucleotide messenger RNA. RefSeq names its product stromal interaction molecule 2-like. Gene Ontology annotation, biological process: store-operated calcium entry; intracellular calcium ion homeostasis; activation of store-operated calcium channel activity. Gene Ontology annotation, cellular component: plasma membrane; endoplasmic reticulum. Bases 85 to 3048 code for a protein of 987 amino acids. Gene Ontology annotation, molecular function: protein binding; calcium channel regulator activity; calcium ion binding. The record is from RefSeq and is a predicted model, not a curated record. The transcript has 12 exons. NCBI's taxonomy places the organism in Eukaryota, Metazoa, Chordata, Actinopteri, Syngnathiformes, Syngnathidae.
UCACCCCCAACCUGAGGGUCUGGUUUGGUGACGUGGAGGCUGACACCAUGUAUCGACCCGUGCGCGGCGGUGUCGCCGCCGUGCAUGAGCGAGGCCGAUCGUUACAGCCUGGAGGCCCUGCAGAGCAUCCACCAGAUGAUGGACGAUGACAAGGACGGAGGGAUUGAGGUGGAAGAGAGUGUGGAGUUCAUCAUUGAAGACAUGAAGCAGCAGCAGACCAACAAACACAGCCACCUGCACGGAGAAGAUCAGCACAUCACAGUGGAAGAGCUUUGGAAAGGCUGGAAGUCAUCCGAAGUUCAUAAUUGGACCCAAGACGACGUUAUCCGGUGGCUCAGGGAGUUUGUGGAGUUGCCGCAGUACGAGAGGAAUUUUAAAGACUUCAAAGUCAACGGAAACACGCUCCCAAGGAUUGCAGCCAACGAGCCUUCGUUCCUGAGUGGCCAGCUGAGGGUUCAGGAUCAGAGGGACAAACAGAAGCUCAACAUUAAGGCUCUCGAUGUCGUUCUGUUUGGACCACCAACGCGCCCCCCUCACAGUUACAUGAAAGACCUGCUGCUCAUUGUGUCAGUCGUGAUGGGAGUCGGCGGCUGCUGGUUUGCUCAGGCCCAGAGCAAAACCAGUAAGAUCCACAUCACCAAGAUGAUGAAGGAUUUGGAAAGCCUGCAGAGGGCCGAACAAAGCCUCAUGGACAUGCAGGAACAACUAGAGCGAGCCCAGGAAGAGAAACGCAAUGUGGCAGAGGAGAAGCAAAACCUGGAGGAGAAGAUGCGGGACGAGAUCAUGGGGGCACAGGAAGAAGCCCACCGGCUGCAAGAGCUGAGGCAGGGCGCCGUCAGCGAGCUCAGCCGCCUCCGAUAUGCAGAAGAAGAGCUCGUGCAGGUCCGUGGCGCACUAAGGCAGGCAGAAAAGGACAUGCAUGCUUCAUGGACCGCCUCAGAAGUUCUCCAGCAGUGGCUCCAGUUGACACAUGAAGUUGAGGUCCAGUACUACAAUGUCAAGAAACACAGUGCUGAAUUACAGCUUGCCAUUGCCAAAGAGGAGGCAGAAAAGAUUAAGAAGAAGAGAAGCUCAGUCCUUGGGACUCUCCACGUUGCCCACAGUUCAUCUUUGGAUCAGGUCGACCACAAGAUUCUCCAGGCAAAGACUGCCUUGUCUGAGGUAACGGCGUGCCUUCGGGAGCGUCUCCAUCGCUGGCAACAUAUUGAGCGGAUCUGUGGCUUCCCCAUCAUCAGGAAUCCUGGCCUCACGAACCUCACCGCUGUGCUCUACUCAGACUCGCUUGCUGUGGGUUUUCCCAGAGUGCCUCAGCCAUCUUGCUCAUGGCACAGCUCACUUCAUGGCUCAAUCGAGGACCUGUUGGAAGAGUCUGCCGCGGCUAUCCUAUCUCAAAUUCCAGUUCCGGGGGCUCCACUUAAGAACCCUCCUCGAACUCGGACGUCAACAAUAUGCCGGUCACGUCGUCACGGUGUCGCACAACCACCGAGCACUCUGAUCUCGGCAGAUCCUGACCUUCUCAUCCCGAUUCGAGGCCCCUAUCCCUGCUUCGACGACGACGAUGGAGUCUUUUGUAAAACCAUAAAUAAACAAGACUCCCAAGAAAGGUUCUCAGAUUCGGACCAUUCCACGUCACCUCCUCAUAGCAAAAUCUACGCUUGUCCCACUGCUGACGCCUCGCACAGAAAGCUCUGUUAUGAUGAGACAGAAUCUCUGGCAGACAGCUGCGUGACAAAGCUUGUGAGUAAAGAAUUGGAAGCCGAAGUUGAAUCUCCAAUUCGAAAAAUGUCUCUGGGAGACCGUGAUUCUCCUGUCGAUAAUUGUUGUAGGAAGACAGCAAAAGAUAAAGUUCUGGACAAUUCUUUGGACAGUCCUCCAAUGUUGACGUCGAAAGAGCCGUCUGUAAUCGAGGCAUCAUUCAGGAAGAAAUCCAGAGACAGGAGUGACGUUGCCACAGAUUUUCUAAUUAGAAAGGUGUCUUCCAAUGAAUUGGGUCCAGAAUUCCCACUUAGGAAAACAGAGGGGGACAUAAUACAGGAUGUUACAGCAAAUCCAUCACGAAACAUACCGAAAGAGCGAGGUGAUUUACCACUUGAAGGCCGGAAGAUGGUUUGGGAUGAAGUAGAGGCAUCAGAAUUUGGACAUAAGAAGUUAUCAAGGGGUUUAUUAGGGCCUUCGGUAGACAGUGCCCCAAAGAACAUACUGGAAAGUUCUGAGUCGCCCGUUGACCUAGUACCCAGAAGGAUUACAAGAGAUUUAAUGGGAAUGUCCUUGGACGGAAGUUCGAGGAAUCUCGAUUCCCAUUUGAAGGGAAUAGCCAAAGAAGACAAAAUGAUCGAGGUGCCUUUAAUACCCUUGAGAAAAAUCUCUAGAGAGGGCUACUUUGCAGACACCGUUUCCAUGACGGCUGCACCCAGAGAUGAAACGGAACAACUUUUGCAACACACAUCUUCAACAGAGAUCGAUUCAGAAUCCCCAAUAAAUAGGAGGCUAUUUAAAGAGGAGCGAGAAGUACCUCUCAGAAGGAGAACAGCUCGAAUACCAAGAGAUGACCGUAUUUCACAAGAAAGUACUCCCUGGGAUAGAGUUGAAUCACCGACGGAAACGCACCGUUCUCCAGCAGUGAGGCAAGCGUCUGAAGAUUCCGAAUCAAACUCAGCCCCAGGUGAGACUGAGCAGCCGGAUCUCACGGGGAUCGGCCACGUGCCGUGGAAGUCAUCUGCGGAUAUCUUUGCAGCUGCUCCAUUGAGCCAUCUUGUUUAUGACGGAAUCCUGGAGAAGUCCUGCAACCCUCUGGCGGCAACCCCGUUGAGUCUUUCUGCCGCGGUGUCCAACCUUCCUCAGUGCUACCCCAGCGUUCUGACAGAGUCUGAGCCACUGGUGGCACCAGAAAGAGGAACCUACCAAUAUCUGGCAUCCUCCCCUGAAGCUAAAGAUGACAGAAACAGGGAUAAAGACAAGAACAAGAAGUCCUUGAAGCUGAAAAAUCUCUUCAAAAAGAAAAACGAGGCAAUGGCAGAGAAGAUACAAAGUGGUCUCCAGAAACUUUGAUGAUGAAUUGAACAUAUUUUGGUUGGAUCCAUUUUUUUUUUUGUUUUUUGUUUUUUUUCCCAGUUUUACAAACGUACUCAUCCCAGUGUAGAUUUCAUUUUAAGGUAGUGCUUUAAAGAUUACCUGCAGUGCUAUUACUGUACUGUUUCAAAUUCUGGACUCCAUUCAAGUCAAAGACUUCGAUUUGAAACUAGUAAGGCCUCAACCCCCCUGCUGGAAACUUGCUAGAUGUGACUGUACUGACUUUGACGGUCUGAUUCACUUGACUUCGGUCAGUUCAUAAACAGAUGCUAACGUUCCCACACGUUGACCGUAAAAGGUUUACUGCUGAGUCCAGCUGGACUCCAACUGUGGAUGCCUGAGCUGCUUCGAGAAGCUUGGGUGCAGCUCUAGAUGACCAGUCGCGUCUCCGUUGCAGCCCUGAGACAUGUUGUGUUUGUGUUUUCGGCAGCAGAGAACUGUAAACACGAGCUAGGUUUCAGGUACUGAGCCCCUUUAGACUCGUUCGGUCCAGUCUUUCUCGGCCCCCCUUCACUCCUAAUAAACGCUGAGCUAUGCCCAGAACUCUCGACACUUUGACUGAGGUGCUCCUGCCACUAUGUGAGGAAAAAAACGUUGAUAUUAGAAGCAGUUUUUCUUUGUCUUUCUUUGGUCUUUUGUCUUCUGGUUGAUACCUCGGUACAGUCGAACGAGGCGGCAAAAGAUUUUGCUCUUUGUUUGUGUGUGUGUGUGACAUGGCCAAUUCUUUACUUUGAUUAGAAAUGACCACGAUGACAUCCAUGUUUUUACUACCGUCAUCAUCACUCAUCAGUGAGUCUGGACUCGAGCUCAUUUUGGCUCGUUUAUUAUUUUGCAUAAAAAAAAAAAAAGUCUUAUUUUUUUGUUAUUACUGUAUAAUGCACUGGUAAGCGUUAUUCGUGUUAUUAAAAGACUUAUGUUGCAUCUGUGAGGCACAAAAGGGCCGAGAGGUUUUGCUUUUUAGCAAGCGCUCUUCAUCUUUGCACGGCAGCAGAUGCACGCGAGCUCUUUUCCACACGGGCCCUCCAGAUGCCGAGUUGC